AUGGCAGCACAAAAGGGCUCGUGCUUCCGCGGCUUCCAAUUAAUGUUACAACCUUCAUCAUAUUUUCCCCGUCGGUUUAGGGGUCUGCGGCCAUCUCUCGCGAGAGCAAUGUCCACUCCUAGCUCCGAACCCACCCCAAUGAUCCACGAAGCUAUCGACGAAGAAACAAUCCCCAACUACAGCCCAAAUGACUAUUACUCGACGCACUCGGGCCACGUCCUUAAUAACAGAUACCAGGCAAUCACCAAGCUAGGAUGGGGGUUUGGUUCUACUCUCUGGCUGGCAGAAGAUCUGUGGCGAUUCAACGAGGUCGAAUCUCCUCGUUAUGUCGCCGUCAAGAUAGGAGCCUGCACAUAUGGCAGCAUCGCUGCUGCUGAGCACGAGUUAACGCUCUCCCAGCGCAUUGCCUCGACCAACCCAUCUCAUCCUGGCGCCGGCUACAUCAGGACUCCGAUCGACAACUUUCAAAUCAAUGGAUCCCAUGGGAUUCAUAUCUGUUUGGUUUAUCGUCCAAUGAGGGAAACCUUGUAUGACUUCCAGCGCCGGUUUAAGAACAGGCGAUUGCCCCGCCAACUCCUUAAGCUUUAUGUGGUUCUCCUCUUGCAGGGCCUCAACUAUCUCCAUUCCGAAUACCUUAAAGAUGACAAUGUCCUGGUUGAUUUGGAAAGCGAGUCAGUUUUGGAAGAUUUCGUCCAGCAGCAGAGACAAAUUUCCUUGCCUCGACAUGUUAUGGACGAUGGCCACAUCACUUAUCUGUCACAGAGUGAAUUCGGGCCACUUCGAGACUACUUUAUCCUUCCAGAGAUUGCCGACUUGGACCUCGCACAGUCUGGUGAUGGGCCCGCCCGUAUUCAUCCCGUCCAACCCCACCGCUACCGCGCGCCGGAAGUCAUUCUAGGAACUGGAUGGUCAUACAGUGCGGAUAUAUGGAAUAUGGGUGUGUUGAUAUGGAAUAUGAUGGAAGGUAAAGAUCUAUUUACCGACCUUAAGGACGAGGAAGGACACUACAAUGCGCAUGCCCAUCUUGCGCAGAUGACUGCACUAUUGGGACCACCUCUAAUGGCUCUCCUUAAGCGGGAGAGAAGUUUCCGCAAGUUGACCUUCGCGCCCGAAGUUCAGAACCCCAAAGGACAGUUGUGCAGGAACGCAUUCCAGUACUUUGGAGGCCCAUUUUUCGAUGAUAAUGGAGAAUUUAUCCGUAAGGACUUGAUCCCGCGAGACCUUAGAAUUGCUGAGACCGUCACUCUUUUUCAAGGAGUGGAAAACCAGCAGUUCCUAGACUUCGUGAGCAAAAUGCUCCAAUGGCAGCCGGAAAAGAGAAGGACAGCCAAGGACCUGCUUGAGGAUCCUUUUCUUCAACUGGAGGGCGAGGAUGAUUGA
Venustampulla echinocandica is the source of this 1380-nucleotide messenger RNA. RefSeq lists its product as uncharacterized. Lineage: Eukaryota; Fungi; Ascomycota; Leotiomycetes; Helotiales; Pleuroascaceae. The transcript has 5 exons. Bases 1 to 1380 code for a protein of 459 amino acids. Gene Ontology annotation, molecular function: ATP binding; protein kinase activity. The record is from RefSeq and is a predicted model, not a curated record. Gene Ontology annotation, biological process: protein phosphorylation; regulation of mRNA processing; spliceosomal complex assembly.